UCAUCACAGACAUUGUCGGGGCCCUCAUGUACAUCCACAAACAACCCAUUCGUGUCCACGGGCGACUGAACAGCGAGGCCUGUCUGAUUGACUCACGCUUCUCGGUCAAGGUCGCCUACUACGGUCUACCGACCAUCUACGACAGGAUACAGCUUGCAAGUAAACAGCAGAGUAACGAGAAAGAUUUGCUAUGGAAGGCACCGGAAGUCCUGAGACCAGGCGGCAUAGCAACACCGGAAGCAGACGUGUACAGUCUGGGAAUCGUCAUCUCAGAGCUGUUGACCAGGGACGAGCCAUACAGCCAGGACAAGGAGUACCUGACCAUUGAAGGUGUUUUGGCCAAGAUUCGAGACGGCCAUGAUCCGCCGUUCCGCCCUGCUGUUGCCGCCCCACCGGAAAUGGUUGCCAUAGAAACACUAAUGAGACAAUGCUGGGAUGAGAACCCGAGCAGUCGACCGCCGUUGAAUAAAAUAUUCAACAUCCUUCAAGGGCUUAUGAUGAAGGUGAACAAGUCCGGCAGUCUGGUGGACAACCUACUACAGAGGUUGGAGAAAUACAGCACCAACCUGGAGAAGAUCGUGGACGAGAAGGUCGAGGAACUCAGGCAAGAGAAGCAGAAAUCUGAGGAGCUUCUUAAACAGAUGCUGCCCGCGAGCGUUGCAGACAGGCUUAAGGCCGGCCUGACGGUGGAGCCAGAGUUCUACGACUGUGUGACCAUCUACUUCAGCGACAUCGUCGGCUUCACCGUCAUCUGCUCCCAGCUCAAGCCCGUGCAGAUAAUUAAUUUACUUAAUGACCUGUACUCCUGUUUUGACGGGAUUAUCGACUUCUAUGACGUUUACAAGGUGGAAACUAUCGGUGACGGUUACAUGGUCGUCUCCGGCCUGCCCAACCGUAACGGAAACGAACACGCGCGGCAGAUCGCCAGGAUGUCCCUGGCCUUGCUGAAAGUGAUAUCUGAGUUUACACCAGUCGAGACGUCGGAAAGUCGGCUUAAGCUUAGGAUAGGAUUACAUUCAGGUCCUGUGUGUGCUGGUGUAGUCGGUCUAAAGAUGCCACGUUAUUGUUUGUUUGGUGACUCGGUCAAUACGGCGUCAAGGAUGGAGUCUAACGGUGUCGAACUGAAGAUCCACAUGAGUGGCAGCACCGCGGGCAUACUGGAAACUUUUGGAAACUUCCAGAUCCAAUCUCGCGGCCAUAUUGAAGUAAAGGGAAAGGGAACCAUGGAGACCUUCUGGCUGCUUGGUGAAAAAGGUCCCUGACCUUUAUCUAGAGGACCUUAAUUUUCCGACGGUGGCUAGUGAUGUUGUAAUGAAUAUGUACAUACAACUUACAAAUAAAAUGCGUGUUUUUACUCACAAGGGUAUCUUGAAUUUAGCUCCAAAUUUUAAAAUCACAUAAAGACGGCAGACACUAGAUUUCUAGUAUCUUCUUACCUUUUUAUUAUGCAAUCUUUAAAAAAAUAAAAAAAAUUAAAAUACAAAACGAAUUAAAAUAAAAUAUCUUCAGUUGUAUUUAAUACUAGAGAUUCUUGAGUUAAAACAUUAAUUGAAUCAAGGGUGUAUAACAAAUUCUAUUUACAUUUUUAAUUCAUAAAGGUUUACCUCCCUUUUUCUCUUGUAGCAUAGUAAAAAUGCUUCACAAUUGACGGUAUAAGUUAAUCGAU
This is a messenger RNA of Physella acuta, 1666 nucleotides long. RefSeq names its product atrial natriuretic peptide receptor 2-like. Gene Ontology annotation, cellular component: plasma membrane. Gene Ontology annotation, molecular function: protein kinase activity; adenylate cyclase activity; guanylate cyclase activity. Lineage: Eukaryota; Metazoa; Mollusca; Gastropoda; Physidae. Gene Ontology annotation, biological process: cGMP biosynthetic process; protein phosphorylation; receptor guanylyl cyclase signaling pathway. The record is from RefSeq and is a predicted model, not a curated record.